AUGCCGUAUCACCCACAAACUAGUGGGAAAGCUGAAGUUUCAAAUCGUGAAAUUAAGUCCAUUCUGGAGAAAACUGUCAAUACUACAAGAAAAGAUUGGAGCUUCAGGCUUAAUGACGCACUUUGGGCGUAUAAAACGGCGUACAAGACACCAAUUGGUAUGUCUCCAUAUCGUUUGGUGUAUGGCAAAGCCUGUCAUCUCCCUGUUGAACUUGAGCAUAAGGAUUUUUGGGCGGUAAAAACGUAUAACAUGGAAUAUGAUGAAGUUGGGAAACAGAGGAAGCUACAAGUCAAUGAGCUGGAGGAAAUACGUAAUGAUGCUUACGAGAGCUCUCUUGAAAUCUCUAGUCCCAAAACUGGGAAAAGUUUCAAGAUCAACGGCCAUAGACUGAAGCCAUACUACGAGAACUUCACUACAAUGGAUGUAGAUGAGAUUGAGCUUCGUUAUUUUCUCCCUCUGGAGGAGUAA
Messenger RNA from Papaver somniferum (opium poppy), 468 nucleotides. RefSeq lists its product as uncharacterized. Lineage: Eukaryota; Viridiplantae; Streptophyta; Magnoliopsida; Ranunculales; Papaveraceae. The coding region runs from base 1 to 468 and encodes 155 amino acids. The transcript is spliced from 2 exons. The record is from RefSeq and is a predicted model, not a curated record. Gene Ontology annotation, molecular function: nucleic acid binding.